CUCAUUAUUACUCAAAAAUUUAUAAAAGGAAAAAAACCUAAUUAAUUAACCAACACAAAAAGAGAGAAAAUAGAUAUAUAGAACAGAACACAAUGACCACCGGAAAUGAAAUACUGAAGCACCUAUCUUCUAUUGCAAACGACGUCGUUCAACGUUGCGCCUUGACAGUGGGGAUUUCGGUGGAGGAAUUGGUUGAAGAAUUUGAGAGUAGUUUUUUUGAUAAUAAUAAUAAUAAUGAGGAGGAGGAGCAUGGGAGUUAUGGUGAGGGGUAUUCCAGGGGAUUGGUGGAGUAUUGUGGUGGGAAAGCUGUGAAAGAGUUUUGUCAAAAGAUUGAUCAAACUAUUGGUGAUGGCUCUUUUGCUAGAUUUACAUUUGAUCUCAUGCUUGCUUGGGAACUCCCUUCACAAGCCCAUCAACAAGCUCGUACGGAAAAUAUUGGAAAGGAAAGAGAAGACAAGUAUAUGCCACCAAAAGCAACUAUGGAACAAGAUGACAUCUCUCUUUUCUAUUCAGACAUUAUGCCACUUCUUGUUGAUAAUGAGCCAAGUGUUGGAGAAGAAGCUUUUGUAUGGUUUGGAUCUUUGGUUGUAUUAGUUACAGAUGUUGUUAAUGGAGGAUUUACCUUUGAAUCUCUCACAGCUUCAACUAGAAACCGCCUCCAUUUUCCUGCAUACGAUAAAUUCUUGAAGGAAAUCGACAAAUCCAUGAAACACUUGCAAAAACAAGAAAUUCCAUGUGGCGUGGAGCUCGGUGACGAUGAAUUCAUACUACAUGUCGAAGGAACCGCUAGUUCGAGUAGAGUUGUACGCCAUAUUGGUGGAACUAGUUGGCCUGGUAGACUUACACUAACAAACUAUGCUCUUUACUUUGAGGCAUCUGGAGUAAUAUCAUAUGAAGAUGCACUUAAGAUAGAUUUCUCAAAGAACAUAGAACAGAGUGUGAAACCGAUCGCUACAGGGCCUUGGGGUGCCCCGCUCUUCAACAAGGCGAUAAUUUACGAGUCAUCGGAGUUAACAGAUGGAAUUGUAAUAGAGUUUCCCGAGUUAACUAGCUCGACGAGACGCGAUCAUUGGCUUGCGUUGACAAGGGAGAUUCUUCUCUUACACCAAUUUCUAUCCACAUUCGAUGUUAAGUGUCCGAUCCAAGCAUGGGAGAUGCACGCGAGGACGAUACUUAGUAUCAUAAGGCUCCACGCAGCACGAGAGAUGCUUAAAUUAUCGCCCCCUGAUCCAACGAAAUUCUUGAUUUUCGCCUUAUUUGAUAAAAUACCGAAGGGUGAUUAUGUACUAGAAAAGAUAGCCGAGAGUCUUAAGACGGCGAGUCCAGGGCAUUCGUGUAGUGCUAGCUCGCUCUUGAGGAGGAUGAAUGUGAGAGAAGCAAUGAUCUCGAGUUUAGAAGAUGAAGUUACUAAAGAAAGUUUAAGAGGUCCAUUGGACAACAUUACUUCACUCGAAAGCGCUAUAAAUAAAGCUAGAGAAGAAGAGAAGGAAAGUGCUGUAGCGAAAGCCACUACAACGCAUUUGAAAGAGGAAGGAAUAACCGAAAGCACUAUGGUUUUGAUGGAGCUGCUUAAGCCGGUUAAAACUGUCUUGCCUCGGUUUCAAGAAAUCCUAAUGUGGGAAAAACCGGUAACUACUCUCAAUGUGAUGGCUUCGGCUCUAAUGAUCACAUACAAGGAGUGGGUCGGGAAGGGAAUAGCAGUUUUCUUGUUUUGGGUGGUGGCGUACAUGAUCAAGGCGAGACGAAACAGGCUCGGGGAGAGAUGCAACGAGAUAGUAGUUUCCAAAUCGUCUGAUAAGAGCACGAGCACGAGGGAAAGUGUGGUAACAGCUCAACAUAAAUUGGUAUCGAUUUUUGAUUUAGUGCAGGAAGCAAACAUAGCAUUGUUGAAAAUUCAAUCCAUCUUCUUAUCAAAGGCCCCAAAGCAUGCGGAUAUGGUGAUGGUGGCUCUAAUUGGAUUGGGUGUGAUAGUGGCUGUGAUACCAACAAAGUAUAUAAUAAUGGGAUUGAUUUUGUAUUGUUUCAUUAUGACAUCAAAAUUAACCCAAAAGUUUGGAAACAACCAAGGAGGAAAUAGAAGAUUGAAAGAAUGGUGGGAUUCGAUUCCAGUUAUUCCUGUAAGAGUGGUAGACAAAGUGCCUGAAUCUUCAUCUUCUACAUAGUGGAAUUGGUCAAAUACUACAGCUAUGGAAAUGAGAGACCAUUAUAGAUUUUCACACAGGAUCAUUUUCUAUACUUUUUCUAUUUUGAAUAAAAUCCAAAGAGAUGGAAACUUGGAAAAAGUUGUUUUUUUGUAUGAAUAAAAUAAAGUAGGAUUCUAAAGAAGAAACACAAACACAGGAAUAGUAAAUGUAUGUUGUGUUGUAUGUAAUUCAGUUGAGAGCAGAAUAUUAAAUUUUGGCAUAUUAAGGAUAAUUGAAAGAGAAUUGGUACAAGGCGCCACACCUUAUGUGCCUAACAUCUUAUGACAUGCGUGUGGUUUAGGGAAUUUUUUGCAAUGGG
Molecule: messenger RNA, 2502 nt
Organism: Cannabis sativa
Lineage: Eukaryota; Viridiplantae; Streptophyta; Magnoliopsida; Rosales; Cannabaceae
Exons: 10
Coding region: 93-2162 (689 amino acids)
Source: RefSeq, a predicted model, not a curated record